GUUCGUUUGUUGUUUGUUCGUUUUUUCUGAUUUUGCAUUCUCAUGUCAUAUUCUACAUUUACUGUGUAACGUUUAUUUUUUUUCUAUUUAUAAAAUCAUCAUCUCUAGGUUUUCCAGAAUUAUUUUAGUUUAAAUAUUAAAGUAUAAAUUUAUAAUUUCAUAAUACCGAAGUCUUAAAAUUAUUUUCUCCAACAAAGAUUACUUUGUGAAACGGACGGCCCCAGAUUUUUCUUCAUUCAUUUGUCAUUGUUAUCGUCUAUAGAAAAAUGGCGACCGGUAUUAGACGGGAUAUCACCUUGGUAAGAUUUAUAUAUAAUUAGUUUUCAAAAUACGUCUUUUUAUAAACGUUAGUUGGACAGAUUUUAUAAAUUUUUUCAUUGUAACUAAAUUUUCUCACUUUAUUUUAAUGAUACUCUCCUAAAUGAUCAAUCUAUUGAUUAAUAAUUCGUUUAUAGAAAAUCUGUACCGAGAUACUAACAAAAGUUGUCAAAACCAAUUUGCCAUGGUCCCAUAAUUUAUCCAUCAACCCAAUAUAGUUAGGUGGUUGGCCACUAUGAUAUUUUAGGAGAAAUUUUUUGAAUUAAGUGUAGGGAAUGAUUAUCAUUAAAUUAUGAAACAAUAAUUGAAGUAACAUUAUCUGAAUUUCUAUUAAUUUUAGAUAUCUAACUGUGAACAUUUUAUUUAGUUUUAAUUUUAGUGUAUUAGAUAAAAAAGUAGAUAUUUAAUUAAAUUUUACAAAAAUUUUAAACAUUUUGAUGCUCGGUAAAUAUGAAUUAUAAAUGCUGACCCCUAAACAUGUACAUUUAUUAUUAUUAUUGAACAGGAAAUAAAGUUAUUGUAUAUUAAAAUAAACUACCUAUAGUUUGUAAUAAUUAAAGGUUCCAGUGCAAUAAUUAGCUAUGUCCAAAUUUUCGAAAAAAAUUGUUUUAUUGUGGUUUCAGAAUAAGGAAAACAUUCUGCAUAUUUCAGUACAACACACUGUUAUCCGAUUAUUUUAAAUGGUGUUAUUAUCAUAAUGGACUUGCCUGGUUUUAUAUUUCAGUUCAAAAUCAUGGUAUGUCUGGACAAUUUUUUCUUACCUAAAAAUUUGUCAAAAGUGGACAUAGCCUAUAAUUUCACUUUAUUUAUUUAUUUGUAUACUUGUUAUUACACUGGAUCCUUUAAUUAGAAGAAGAUGGUGCUAGUUAUAUAGUAAGUAAUAAAAAAAACAAUUUUCAUGUACGGUACCUAUAGUCUAAUAUUAAUAAUACAAUUCAUCAUCUUAGGCGCAACAUAUUAAGCAUUUCCCAAAUUAUUAGUAUUUUGGCUUCUAGUGGAAUGAGCUCUUUACACAGCCUGUAUUUCACUGCAAUAAUGAACAUAAAACUAAUUGUGCCUAACGUUUUUGUAUGCUCUGCCGGAAAAGGUAUUCAUAAAAUCACAUUGAAUAUAGAUAGUAUAACUAAUAUAAAUGAGAUUAUUUUUCACACAUUAUUGUUUUAAAAUGUGUACGUAUCCCUAAUAUUCUUGAUAGGAUAAUUUUUAUUUUCAUUUUUAAGCAUGCACGGAAAAUUUACCACUGUUAAUUAAUAGAACCCGAAUAAUAUUAAUUGUAUAAUCAAUGGUUUUAUUAAUAGUUUUUUUUUAUUUAUUAUUAAUCAAUUAUUUAGUAACUAUUGGGUGAUAUUGUUUUAAAUUAAAAAAUUAUUUAUUUUGGUACAUCUAAGUUACGUUACGCGGAUGGUAUAUAGAUAUUGUCCUUUGUAUGAGUAGUUGACUGCACGUUCAUUCCUGUUAGAAAAUAUCUAUGUACUAUCUCCCUUGAAUUUUUUUUUAUGUUGAAAUUGUUUUUGUGUACCUAGUUUAUUUACAGUAACUGAAGUAAGAUUUAGUUGAGACAUAAGCACAUGUUUUUUUUAACAAACCAUGUUGAUAGAUAUCAAAUUUGUCUUUAAUAAGAAAUAUUUCUGAUUAUAGUAGAAACAAUAUAAUUUUUAAAAAAAAAAUAUUGAUUUUACUUGCAAACAGCAUGUUACUGCAUAAAUAUGCAGCAGUUCAUUGAGAACUUGAAACCAUUCGCCUAGGUAUUGGUGGUGAAUGAGUAUACAAUAUACAUAAAAAAUGAAUCUAAGUAAAGAAUAAGAAUAAGAAAACCAAAACCCUAUAGAAAAAAAAUUCCUAAUAAAUUCCUAUUUUAUUUGUAAAAUAUCAAAAAUACAAUUAAUAGAGAUAAGCCGGAAUCAUCUUGUUCAACGCACAAAACAAACUAUGAAACUUAUUUUUAUUAAUACCUUUUAUGAUAAAUAUAACAUUAAAACUUGUAAUUCCACUUGAAAAUGUGAAGUAUUUAUGGGUAUUUAGUUAAUAAAAAAUUAAUGUUUUUAAUCAGUUCUGUUAAUAUUUUAGAUAUAUGCCAUUGUAAAGUUUUUUUUUUUUUUUGUAAUCAUUUAAUUCAUAACUUAUAUUUUUAAAAAUGUUAUUUAAGAUAUAGUAUAUUUAAUUAAAUCAUUUUGCAAAUUUUCAUGUAUCUUCUAGCUUUAGUUUUUUUUUUUUUUAUAGAGACAAGACAAAGUACUUUCUGAAAAUAAUGUUCCUAGAGGAGUCAAAGAUUUAAAAAAUAAUGGUAUAAUAGGUCCUAAAAGACCUGUAUUGAAUGACAUAAGCAGUAACUUACAGACUAACCAAAAUGCUAAUCAAAAAGGAAAAACCACAAUAAUUAAACCAAGUAUAACCAUCACAAAACCAACUACUAAAAUUGCUACAUCCAAGUAUGUGUGUUAUUUCUAACUAUUAUUUGUUACAUUUUUUUAGUGAAUAAAGUAAUUUAUUAUCUUAUAAAAUUGUUUUGCAGUUUAAACCGGACAACUAUUUCUGCUACUGCAAAAGUGAAACCAUCAUUAAAUACAUCUAAAAUAGUUAAAGUUAAUACUGGUGUGAAUGAAAAUGCGUCCAAUAUUCCAAAAGCUAUUACUAGACCCAAGGCUCUUGCUAAGCCAUAUAGAGGAACGUUGACAAGGAGUUUAUCACUUCGGAGCAAAUCGGUGAAUAAUUAUUCUCUUUCUCUCAAUAUAUGUAUAUAUAUGUAAAAUAUUAAUUUAAAUUAUUUUCUAGGUUGCAUUAACAGAAUUACAAAUAAAAGAACGAGAAUGGAUUACUGCUUGUAAAGUAGAUACUGUUGAUAAAAGUGAUGAAUAUGAUCCUUUUCUUGUUGGAGCUUACUCCAAAUCAAUUUUUGAAUACAUGAUGACCUUGGAAGUAUGGACUUUUUAGUUAUACCUACUAAAAUAUUAAUUUAUUUUUAUAAAUAUUUUUAGAAUAAGUAUACCAUAAAACCAAAUUAUUUAGCCAACCAUAAAGAAAUUACACCAUCUAACCGUAGUGUUGUUGUUGACUGGCUAGUUGAAGUACAACAAGAAUUCCAAAUUAUGCAAGAAUCUCUUUAUACAGCUGUUGGAAUUUUUGAUAGAUAUUUACAAGUAAUUUAAUUUGAAUAUAUUAAUAUUAAUUUGAUUGGUAAUAGUAUUACACAUUAUAUUUAUGUGGUUAUUGUUUUGUUUUAAAGGAUUCAGGUCAAAAUAAGUCCAAACUUUCUAAUAAUUUUAUCAGUGCUUCUUAGAUUAGAAAAAAAGCAAUGAUGGAAUAUUUUUCUUAUCCUCUCCUAUCCCUUUUGGCUAUUCAAAAUAUAACUACAUUUUUGUUUACUUUUAUUAAUUUUCAUCUGAAUAAAUAAGAUAUAAAUAAAAACAAUAAUAAUAUACCUAUUCUGACAAUGUAUUUUAUUAAAUUUAGACCAAUGCAAAUAUGGCUAGAAAUAAGCUUCAAUUAAUUGGAGCUACAAGUCUGCUACUUGGUUGCAAAUAUGAAGAAAUAUAUGUACCCGAGAUUAAUGACUUUGUCUAUUUAUCAGACAAUGCUUUUACCAAAGAUGAAGUGAAAUCAAGUUUAGUGGAUGUGUUCCGAACAAUUGAUUAUUCACUAUCCAGACCAUUUUCUUUAACUUUUUUACGAAGGUUUAGUAAAGUUGCAGGUGUAAGUUAUAAUAUAUUAUUCGUCUUUGUAGAAUACUAUCAUUAAGUAUAGAAUAUAGAUAGUGUAAUUGUAUUUUUUAGAUAUUCCAAAUUAUGGUGUACGUUUUAUAUUAAGUACAUUUUUUAUAAUUGUAGAAUACAGAUUAAAAUAGUAGUUUUAUGAAUUCAGGAAUUCUUAAUAUUAAAUUGUAUAGUUAAUAUUUCAUUAUGCAUUUAUUUUCACACUCAAACAUAUUUAAUACAUGCAAUUUGAUUUAUUUUGUGGUUUUCUUAAAUCAUUUAAUUUAAAUGAAAAUCUACACCUCACAAUUUACCUAAUCUAUAUUUUUAACUUCCAAAAAAUUUGGUAUGUUAAUAAAUAAAUAAGACCUUAAUUUCAAUUACAUUUUUGAAUUCUGUCCAUAGUGUAUUAUGCUUUAAAAAUAAUAUAAAUACUAUAUAUUAUCAAAACUGAGCGUUAUUAAUAAAAUAAAUGUAUAAUUUGUUUAUCUGUGUUAUUUUAGUAUUAUGACCAUAAGGUACUUAUGGGUGUAGUAUUAAUUCUAAGAUUAUUAGAAGUUUUAUUUUGAUGUAUAUUUUUAUAGGCCCGAUCAUCGCAACAUUCAUUAGCUAAAUACUUUUUGGAAUUGUCAUUAGUUGACUAUAAUAUGGUACACAUAAAUCCAUCCAAAAUUGCAGCAUCUGGGCUUUUGUUGGCAAUUGUAAUAACUAAUGACCCUGAAUUGGAGGAUAACCCUGAAAAUGUCAAAACAUUAUUGUCAUCUUAUUGGACGGAUGUUUUGCAUAAACAUUCUACUUACAAAAUUAAUGAUUUGAUAUCAACUGUUCAAAUGCUUGGUGCUUUAGCAUUGAAUGCACCUGAAGGGAAAUUAAAAGUAUAUUAAAAAGAAUGUUAUAUUAAUAUAAAAUUAAGAUUAAUUGAACCACCUCUUUAACAAUGGUGGUUUAUAAUAGAACCUGUGUAUUUUUAUGGGAACUGAUUCUUAACCACUGCUACCUUUGGUAUUUAUAAUUUUUUUUUUUUUUUUUUUUUUAAUAAAUAACUUCAAAAUAUGAAUAAAUUGCAAUGCCACUGCUGAAUAUGGUGAGUAGUGCUUGAGCAUCUUAACAUGAGCAAAAAUAUAUUAUAUUUUAUAUUCAAAUGGAAUUAUUCAUUAAAUUUAUCCAUUAGUUCAACAUUUUAUGAUAUUUUAUAACAAAAAUUAAAAUCUGACUGUAAAAUUUUAAUUGAAUGACAUAUCGAUUAAUAAAAUAAUAAUUUAAAAAAAAAAAAAAAAAAAUUAACUCACUGUUGUCAUUUUAUUUUUAACUGCUUAUUUAAUAAUUAUUGUUUUUAUUAUUAUUAUUAUUAUUAUUAUUAUUAUUACUUUUUUACUAUAAUAUUUCAUACUUUUAUUUUAAUGUUAUCAUUUUUGUUUCAAGGCUGUUCACAAAAAAUACCAAAGUGCUAAAAUGGGAAAAAUCACAACAAGUUCCUUAUUGAGCUCUCCAGCUAUGCGGUUUAUUGCACAAUCGAGUUAAUUUGAUAUUUAUCUCAAGCUAACUAUUUUUAACUUUUUUUUUAUAUAUAUAUUUUGUUUUUAUCAAAUAUGGUUUCGCUAAUUUUUUACAUAAUUUUUUUCGUAUUAAUGCUAUGAUUAUUUUUCUCUGAAGUAAAAGUUGUACACAUUAACUAUGGUUGUUAACAUAUUAAUGUUUUUUUUUUGUUUUGUUUUUUUUUUUUUUCAUUAAACGAAACAAAUAUACCUAAUAAUAAUAAUAAUAAUAAUAAUAAUAAUAUACCUAUAAAUUAUAUAACUUAAUAAAAAUAUGUUUAGCUUGUUAUUUUUUUAAUGUAUAACCAUUGUAAACAAUAACAAUUAUUUUAAAUACACUUAAAAAUUAUAAUUUUACAAUAUCAAACUAAAACCCGUUUGGCUCUAAAGCGAUUCAACAUAUUUAUAAUGAUAUGUUUCGUUUUAAUUAUCUAUUUAUGUACAUUUUAAAAAUUUCCUAAAUUUAAGAUUUAUUAAAUUAUUUACAUGGAUAAUAGACUGAAAUAUUUUUAUUUUUAAAUGUAUCCAAAUAAAAUACAAACCACAUAUUUUGUGUAAAAUUAUUUAUCAGGAUCC
This is a messenger RNA of Cinara cedri, 6118 nucleotides long. The record is from the annotation of a GenBank genome assembly. NCBI's taxonomy places the organism in Eukaryota, Metazoa, Arthropoda, Insecta, Hemiptera, Aphididae.